AUGUCGGACUCACCGGCCUCUUCCUCUCGAAGUCUAGCUGCACAUAGCUCAUCUGACACCACAUCUACCAAUCCCACCUCCGACCCUCUCACACCAGCAGAUGAAGCGGCCAGUAACCAAAGGACGCCGUGCGAGGGUUGUGAUCGGAUCCUCAAUGACUUCGAAAAUUUGGUCUCGGAGAUGAUGGAUGAUAACAUAUGGACAACACAUCAGCGCACUGGUACAAGGCCAUUUGUGGCGUACGACUCUCUCGACCCCAAAUGGGCUGGAGGAUACCUCUACCGCCAUGAUCUAGAAUCCAUUUUUUACGGGUUAUUAUGCCUCUGUACCAGGUACGAGGGCCCCGGAGAGCUCGUGGACGUUUCUAGAAGGCCAUACAAAUCCUGGUUCAUUAAAGAUCACAAUCAUGAACGACGGUCGAAAGGGGAUAUGAUUUCCGACGGCAGAAUCAAUCCCACGGUCACAGCCUUUUUUCGGAGUUUUACGCCUUGGGUGACUGAGAUCUACGAAUGCAUUCAUUUAGGGCAUUGGAGGAGGGCUGGGGCUUGGCGCUUCUCGGGGUUUGACGAGAUAACGCUUGGAGGUCAUGUUACGUAUGGUGAGGUUGAGGCGAUCAUGUCGCACUGCGAAGGUGUUCCGCUGAAGACCCGAAAUUGA
Marasmius oreades (fairy-ring Marasmius) is the source of this 657-nucleotide messenger RNA. RefSeq lists its product as uncharacterized. NCBI's taxonomy places the organism in Eukaryota, Fungi, Basidiomycota, Agaricomycetes, Agaricales, Marasmiaceae. The coding region runs from base 1 to 657 and encodes 218 amino acids. The transcript has a single exon. The record is from RefSeq and is a predicted model, not a curated record.